AUGCACAAUAUGCGAAAUCAGUUCGAUAGUCAAACGACGUCCGAAUCGAAAUCCGAGCACGCCUACGCGCUCGUGACAACACAAGGAUUACAACAUGAUGCAAUGCCCUAUUUCUACAAUGCCCACACGCUGGCAGCUCGUGGGUGUCCAAAGCAAUACCGUUCGCUGGAAAAUCUCAAAAUUACAAACCACCAUCUCGGCUACAGGUUUUACUCGACGAGUGGAGCUUUUUAUUCGACUACGACCAAGUCCAAUUCGGACGGCAACCGGCCGGAAUUUCACUUUGAAAUCCGGCCAAAACCUAGGUUUCAAAAUCAGGAUUCUAGGCAACAAAUUGAUCCAAACCUAUGCAACAGGCAGCUAGAACACGUAAAAAGAGGAAGAACCCUUACCUGUUUCACCGGGAUUGAGCGGCAGAGACGGCGGCGCAACGACGGGAAUUUUCCAAUUCAAACCAAUCGAAACCGUGGCCGGAUUUCGAGGUUCCCGGUCGAGAAAACUGGUGGUUCGGGUUCGGGGCUUCAAGAGGAAUCGAUUGACCAGUCUCGUCAGUUGGGGUGGCCGGAAGUGGCGGCAGUGUGGUGGUUUCUGUUCGGAUGA
Prunus armeniaca (apricot) is the source of this 600-nucleotide messenger RNA. NCBI's taxonomy places the organism in Eukaryota, Viridiplantae, Streptophyta, Magnoliopsida, Rosales, Rosaceae. The record is from the annotation of a GenBank genome assembly.